AUGUUCAGAUUGCAAUCGAGACAACUUACCACUAGUGCUAUAGCGAGAGCUGCACCUGCUCGUGGUAAAGCUCAAGGUUUUGCCAAAAAAACAUCAGGAAACAAAACGACUGCGAGGAGAAUUACACCAGAUACUCUUUACAAGAAUUGGCAAGAUACAGUCCAUACAGCUCGUUUAAAUCGUUAUGCAGUACCAGUAGAAAUUCCAACGUUCAAAAGUAGCGAAUUACAGAGCUUGUUGAAUAAAGUCACAUUUUACUCUAGUCAACAAUACCGUUCCUUAUAUCAUUUGGGAGCCUUCAAGAAGAGCCAAUUCAACGAAUUGUUUCCCAAACCAAUCUCUUUUGUACGUGAAGAAAGUACUCAAAAAUUGAUCGGAUUGCUUCAAAAUUCUUCAAAUAAAAGAUUUGUGCUAACGGGUGAACCGGGUGUUGGUAAAAGUGUGCUUUUGAGUCAAGCACAGGCAUAUGCAGCGGAGUCUGGUCAAAUUAUAUUAAAUUUCUCACAACCAUAUUUGUUUUUGAAUGGUAGAAACGAUUUCUUUUACGAUGCGAAUUUAAAGCAAUAUGUCCAACCCAUGUAUUUGAAGAGUUUAUUAAGAAAGAUUUUAAAAUCCAAUGAUGAAAACUUACUACGUUCUAUAACUUUGAAAUCUGAUUACAAGUUUUCUAAUGCCGAUCCUAAGGAUGCCGCUGUUAAGAAAUUUAUCACAUUUACCAAGGAUAAGAACAAUUUAUUUGACCUGUUAACAGUCAAGACACACGCUAGAAAUCGUGGUACCCUUUUCCAAGGUUUGUUAAAUGAGUUGGUUCAACAAAGUCAAGUACCUGUUUUUUUCUCCGUGGAUAAUUUCUCUCGUAUGUUGACAGAAUCAUUUUCGGCUUAUAAAGAUGUACACGGCAAAAACAUUCCAUUACUGGAUUUGCAAGUUGGUAAGGCUAUCAUGGAAGUGAUCGGUGGUGAUAUCAAAUUUACUAAUGAUCAAUCCAGUGUGGUUUUGGCCAUUUCUGGUGUUGAUAAAACCAACAGAACGUUACCAGUUGGUCUAAAUAAAUUACCGGCUGAUCCAUAUCUGAAGAGAAAGCAUUUGGACCCUGACUUUGCUGCUAUUUUACAAAAAGGUAAGGUACAAGAAUUUGAAGUACCUAAAUUAAGCAAAGAGGAAGUGAAACAGUUGGUAGAAUUCUAUUUGAAAUCUGAACUAUUCCUAAACAAAGAUAUUCAAAGUAAAUCUGUGGAAAAAUUAGUAGAUGAGAAGUAUUUCUUGAGCGGAAAUGGUAACUCAAGAGAACUUUUGAAAAGUAUCGUCUUGAUGCAUUUGUGA
Messenger RNA from Zygosaccharomyces rouxii, 1323 nucleotides. RefSeq names its product mitochondrial 37S ribosomal protein mS29 (gene RSM23). NCBI's taxonomy places the organism in Eukaryota, Fungi, Ascomycota, Saccharomycetes, Saccharomycetales, Saccharomycetaceae. Gene Ontology annotation, molecular function: structural constituent of ribosome. Gene Ontology annotation, cellular component: mitochondrial small ribosomal subunit. The transcript has a single exon. The record is from RefSeq and is a predicted model, not a curated record. The coding region runs from base 1 to 1323 and encodes 440 amino acids. Gene Ontology annotation, biological process: mitochondrial translation.